AUGACUGAAUAUCAACCGAGCUUCCACAAUCACCAAAUCCCUCAAAACGAGGAAAUUCUGAUAGUCGAUCCCCCUGAGCGUCAGAGAAGUGUCAACUCUCAAAACCGCAGUUAUCGCCGUCAAUCAGAGAGAGGACGCUCCAGUUCCAGAAAACCACAACACACAUACACACAUAAUUUACACAAUAGCAGCCCAGGCGCGUCUUCCGCACAUGAUCCGAUUUCGCUCUCAAGUGAUGAAUCUCCACCUGAAAGAAGACCAAGGAAGCGUGCAGCCACAGUUUUGCCUCCCGACCAUCGUUCAUCGAAAAGAGUCCAUCGGGCUGGUUCUGUAUUUCCUCCUGGACACGCGCCACAAGCCAAUACAUUUGAAUACCAAAAUACAGUUCAAAUGAGAGACAUCAAUAUGCAUUGUCUAAACAGUCCAAUCGGAUUUCAGAGUAGUAUGCAAAUGUCAGGAAAUCGUACACCACGACCACAGGGCAAUUUUCGACAGCAAAACCGGCCAAAUCAUGACUCUCUAAUUCGAGAAUUGCAAAGACAGAGGGGUGGCAUUUUCACGGAGGCCGCUGGCAUCCAAGACCGACUAGAUCACAUAAAUGCAGAGGAACGACGAUUACAACAGGAAAUGGGACAGCGCAAUGAUGGCUCACGUCGUAAUUCGGUUUCAAUUGGCAGCCACGGUUCUAUCAAUGGUACUGUACUCUCUUCUCCGUCUCGCCAUGGGGCUAAAGCAUCUUCUUUAGGCAUGCAUGGCUCUAACGCCCAAUCUCCUAUUGCAAAUGGAAGCCAUCAUUUGAAGCACAGUCCCGGUCCUUCAAUGAACUUGCCAGCUCAUCGCCCUAAUGGACAAGCUUGGUUUGGAAGCCCAACUCCUUCCCAGGCAGGUCAACAAAAUGGGUUCCAAAGACUGGAGAAUGCGUCAUCCCCUAGACCAAGGUUAGCACCAGCUAUCUGGGAGGGUGAGAGUAUUCCACAACCCCAUCCUGUUGAAUUUCUGAGAGAAAGGACCAGUCAAGCCACUCAAGGACCUAGGGGUUCAAAUACGCCUCAGCGCACUUCAAGAGCUCAAAGUGUUGCUUUUGAAGGGACAACAAUGGCAUUUAAGAGAGGUAGAAGUGUUGUUCCUGCUGCUCAUCAAAACAAUGCAGGAGGUGGUUCUCCAAUGAAAAGGGUCCGCAGAGUCAACAAACUUACCGGCGAUUGGGCCGAUUCCUCUGACGACGACGAGUCCCAUGCACCUCCUAAGAGAUUUCAAAGAGCCAGCACUGUGGCACCAAGCAGCCGUAGUCAUGGCUUCAGUCAAUUUGGUAACGGAGCUCAAGUGCAGGGAAUGAGUAACCAAACCCUUCCGCGGGGCCAAACUGCCGCUCGAGAGACUCAUAUACAAGGCGACAAUCAUAUGGUUAAUGGAAUGCACAGCCAGACCCCUCAAGGUAGACGUUUCCAAAGAGGUCAAUCUGAAGUCCCCGAGACCCCUCGAAGCAACACACAAAUCAAACAACCUCAUUCCAAUAGUACUAACUUCGCAACCCCGCUUCAAUAUCCGCAACCCCCAAGUCGUCAAUUUGACUUCUUCAAGCCCCUAGUUAUUAGAUCUCCAAAACCACCUUCGGGUCCAGCCAGCAUGGUAGACGAUCCACUUCCCCCUCCCCCUCCAACCCCAGGAAGUGAUCACGGGUCUAUGCGAGAAUUAAUGCACAAAGCAAAAUUUCAAUCUCGUAAUGGCAUGAUACCAGCUAAACAAUAUGUCAACGAUGUCCCGAAACAAGGAAUGAAGUUCAAAGCUCGCAAAAAGGCUCCUCCUCCAAUUACUCCAAACACACAAAUCCAAGUCAUCGAUCUCAUUUCUCCCGACGGAAGUGAAAUACGUCUUCAGCCCUUUCCUGUGCCUCCAAUCGUUGAGAGACCAAUGAAAGAACGCGUCACGCCUGCCUCCAAGCCUGGCGCGAGAAAACGUGGAAAGUCAGUUGCUCCUGGUGAUGAUCCGAGAACUGAUGAACAGAAACGACAAGAACGAGCGGCGAAAAUCAUUGCAGAGCAGGAACGCCAAGGCGCUGAAAGAGAGAUAUUCGGAGAUGACAUCCAAAGUAUUGAUGAGGCGAAGAAAAAAGUCCAAGAAGAACGUGAGCGCCUUGAAGAGAAAAAACGGCAACGUGAAAGAGAAGAAGCUGAAAAACGGGAAAGUGGGGAAGUAGCUGCACGUAAAAUUUUACUUGUUCAGCAGGAAAAAGCUGAGCAAGAAGAACUUCGGAAGCAACUUGCAGAAUCUCGUAACAAAAUCCGCAGAGAGAGAAUUCGACAGAAAGCUGAGCAUGAAGAGGCCGAGGCGAGAGAGGAACGUCGUGAAGCUGCUGCUGCAAAGAUUGAAGCUGACAGAAAGACGGCCGAGGCAGCAAAACUUGAGAGGGAGAAGAAGAAGCGUAUGGAAACUGACGUUCAAGUUCAACCCAGAGCCCUUCAGCAAACAAAGGCUAAGCAAGAGACUUUGAAAAAGCAAGUAGCUAAUAUCAAAGCUUCCAAGGUCAGCUCCGAUGAUACGGACAGUAGUCUUGUUUGUCUUGGGGAAAAGACGAUUCCAGAAGCCGAUAAGACUACUCAGAAUGCAGGUACUCAAGAGGCAGGUAAGAGCGCAGAUACUAGUAAGGGCAAGGAAAUAGUCAAUGACAAUGCCAACGCCAACGCCAACGCCAGCUCCAGAAAGGAAGUUUUCGAUGUCGAAUCCGGUUUAUUUGUUCCUGCAAAUGUUCCCCCCAGUCAGGAGUAAGUGCCUUCCAGUACCUCGCCUUUUUUGCUGACUUAUUCACAGCGGUACUGAAGUAAAUACUACUGCAUUAGCGAAAGACAAGCAGCCUCUUGUCUUUGAAAGAAACGUCGGGAAAAAUCUAUACGAUUCUGACCAGCGUAGAUUUCGAGGCAAGUCCUUAGGCCCCACCACGGCUGCAGAAUAUUGCGCAAUCGCGCAAGGCCAACAAUCUAAGCGACUCCAGAGUUACAGAGAGGUGCGCGAGAGAGAAAUUGAGGCUCGCCGGUGUCAAGAGAAACUUCAGUCACGAAUUGCAAGACGAGAACGUGAGAAAAGUGCCCCUCCUCCUCCUACAGUACCAAAAAGACCCGAGCCCAAGGCUGCAAGGCCAAUUGCUUCGCAAAAUGAGCCCAGGAAACCUGCCAAACCGAGAGCUACCAAGGCUUCUGGAAAGUCGGCUGAGCAGGAACUAUCUUCCGCCAUCUUUCCAAAGUUCAUGCCCAGCGCACCAGCACCUCCCAUUGCUAAUAAGGGUCUUGCUACGAUUGCAAAAGAACCUGCCGCACCUAUUGUCUCCAAGCCAGCCCAAGGAGUUGUUGUCAUAAGUGAUGAAGAGCGAGCCAGAAUUGAUGCUCAGCACAAAAAGAAGGCCCAACUCGAACAAGAGAAACAAGCGGCAGCAAAGGCGGAGCAGAAAAAACUGCAGACCCUGGAACAUAACAAGAAGAACAGAGAAAGAGCAACUCGUCAAGCGAGAGAAAAGGAAAGACUCAGGCUCAUUGCAGAGGCCGAAGAGUCUGGCGUUGAACUCUCUCCGAUGGAGUUGAUUUCUAAGGUUGAGGAUUACAUGGAGAAGCGAGAGGUAAGUGGCAUCCUUAGAUUGUGAGGAGAAAUUGCUAACAAGAUGCAAAGAGAAAAAUGGCGAAAACUGCUGCAACUCGUGCUAUGCACGAGCAAAUCAAAAACCUUGGUGCAGAUGAUCUAGCUAUUGCACAACAAGCUUCUCAAGCUGCUGCCGCAUCUCAGGCCAACAAGAAUAUUGAUCGCGAAGAUGAUCCUAAUGACGAUAGUCCUGCAGCUCUCGAACUAAGAGCAAAAAGAAAGGCUAUGCAAGAAACACUCAAUACGAUAGGACAAAACAGACGAUCGCAGCAAUCACAACCAAUCCGCAUGACCUGCGCUGACGAGUCCGAUACCGGUGCCUCCAUAGAAUCUGAGGAAGACCCAGACCCAGAUCUAGACCCUGCAUCAUCUAGCAAUUCUUCCGACGAUGAAGGAGCCAGUCAAAGCAGUCAUACGAUGAGCGGAAAAUCAAAUUCCAACCUCGAAAACUCCCAAAUUGGCACCCAGAUUGAACAACACUCUCGCUCAAUCCCAGGUCCAGGGAAAAACAAACGUCGAGCUCCCCCUCGGCCUAUACCUACUGUAGACCCUGAAAACUCACGCAAUAUGUAUUCAGUCGAAGAAAAAUACACCAAAGGCGGCAUCACCUAUCGACACCAAACUAGAAACUUAUACUUCAAUCUCGACGACGCCGAAACAGCAGCCAAGGAUCUAGCGAAUCGAUACCGCGAAAUAAGGCCUUACAACUACCAAGAGUUCCUUAUGGAUGAGGAUGGUGGUAUUCGAUUGUUUCAUGCGAAAAUCCAAUUUGACGAGGCGGGCGAGAAUCUGACGGAAGUCUGGGUUGGGAAGGACCUUAAAUCGAAUGAUAUGGAGCCCAUCGAUUUUGGAAUGGCCGAAAUUAAUAAACUGCGCUUCACCCCAAAGUGUUACAUCGUUUAUCGUACCAUAACACGAAAAAGCACCGAUCCUGUCACUGGUAUCAUCACGGAAGCGCAGGCAACCGAGUUCCUGAAGAACUGGACGGAUAUCGAUCUCGCCAACAACGACGCCGUCAAGGAGUUUAUUGAGUACAUCAGGCCGCCUAUAGAUCUUGGAGAUCUCCAGCCCGGUGAUACAGAUCGAUUGGAGAGGUUUGAUAAUGAGAUAUGUCCCCAGGUGAGGAGACUAAGAGAUCAGCUUGAGUAUGGGGAUUGUUAUGUUGUGGAGCUAGAGAGGGAUGAGUUAGUAGAUGAGGGGGUGAGUUGGUUGGACAAAGAUAUUGUUUGUGUGGUAUUUGGGGUUAUAAAGUAUUCCAUGAAGGGACCUCUUAACUGA
Hymenoscyphus albidus is the source of this 4905-nucleotide messenger RNA. NCBI's taxonomy places the organism in Eukaryota, Fungi, Ascomycota, Leotiomycetes, Helotiales, Helotiaceae. The record is from the annotation of a GenBank genome assembly.